Trichobilharzia regenti is the source of this 2027-nucleotide messenger RNA. The record is from the annotation of a GenBank genome assembly. NCBI's taxonomy places the organism in Eukaryota, Metazoa, Platyhelminthes, Trematoda, Strigeidida, Schistosomatidae.
CGUCAAAUUCAAGUCAUCAGAUUGGCUAAUCUAAUCAUUCGGUCGAUAUAUAAACUUGAAACAGUGUUAGUUAUCUUCAUCACAAUUAUAAUUUAUUUAUAAUUAUCUGUAGUUUACCGUCGACAUGCCUUCACGUCGUUAUCAAGAUGACUGUGUAAUUUUGAAUGAUGAUUUUCCAGGAUACUUUGGAAAUAAUUUUUUGCUACCAGCACGUUACCAAGAAUAUAUCGAGAGUAUAAUUGUACCACAUGGAAUGGUUUUGGAUCGUCUAGAUAAAAUGGCAUCUGAUAUUCUAGAUACAUAUGAAGCUUCGUAUACACAUUCAAUUCAUGUUAUAUGCAUUCUGAAGGGUGGUUUCAAAUUCGCGACUGAUUUAUUCUUCAAAUUACGAUCAAUUAUAACAUCAAGAAAGAAAGAUAUCGCUUUGUACAUUGAUUUCAUCUUAUCUAAUACUUAUGUUAAUGAUUCUGUGGGUGAUGGAACAAAAUUAAACCCUUGUGCAGAUUUUGAGAAAUUUCGAAAUAAGAAGGUUCUCAUUGUAGAAGAUCUUGUUGAUACGGGAACAAGUCUUACUAAAAUCGAAGAAUUUGUCCUUCAAUAUAAUCCACUUUCGUUACACACAGCUUGUUUGUUACUGAAAAGAAGACCAGAUUGUGUUGGGUAUAUACCAGACUGUAAGUUCUCGACAUUUAAUUUUAAAAAAUUUCACAUGAACUGUAACCUCGAUUGGCCCUACUUGCUUCAUGGUGUAAUUGCUUCAGUUGGAAUAAAGCUGUAUUACAAAGUUGAACUGGUGUGAUUAUUCCCUUUCUAAACAACUAUCAGUCAUAACCCACUAAAAAGUAUAAUGCCGGAAAUACUAAACGAUAACAUAUGAAAGUCUAUGAUUAUUUGCAUAUUUCCCCAUUAAAUAUCACGAAUAAAUCAUAAAUAAGCUUUUAGAAGUGGCAGAGAAUGUAGUAUUAGAAAUACCUGAUGAACUAUUAAGUGAAGGAAUUCUUAAACACCUGUUACCUUUUAGCAGCAAAAAUUGGCCUAUAUUAACUUAUUAUGAGUAGUUUUUAACGCAUUGCUUGAUUUUCCAAGACCAAUAACUGUAUUUAAAACAUUUUUGUAGCAGUGGAUGGAAUAUUUGAAUGUUCUAAAACUAUUUUGUAUAACACUAUGGUUACCGAUUUGUGAGGCGGUAAAUGUAAGCCACGAUGAGACUGUUAGUAAAUAACUAGUAGUAGCAAUAGGCAAUUAUCAUUGAAGCGUUAAAUCAUGUUUGGUGUCAUUUUAGACAUUUGGGUGAAUGUGAAAUGUUGAACUCGAACGAUAUGGUUGUUUGUUACUUUUUUCUAUACAAUAUUUUGGUCAGUAAUAAACAAGUACAAAUAUCUACUAUCACAAGACUCCUGUACCAUAAAAAAACAGUUGUAAUCAUUCGAUUCUUUUGAAUAUUCUCUGACAAUGACAGUUGUUUUCUUUGCAUAUGUCCACUGUCCGUGAUUUACAUCCAAAGCAGGAAACUUUUGACCUAAUUUCUCUCCAUGUUUUCUUGUACAAAACAGAAAAAAAUACAAGCUGAUUAUUUACUGUAAAUAUAUCACUGCUUUAUGCUCAUAACUGAUCUUAAACAUCUCUUAAAUUCUUUAGUUGUUGGCUUUGAAGUACCCAACCGAUUCAUAGUUGGAUAUGGCAUUGACUACAACGAUAACUUCCGUGAUAUACCACAUGUUUGUUCAGUAAAUAAUGAGGGUAAACGGAAAUUCGCUCAACCCACACCCUCAGUAACAACAGUUCAAGAACAAAGUAAACUGUAACUACUCAUUAUUUUUCUUCUAUACAAUUACUUGUAAACAUUUAAAACUACACUAUAUUGUCUUCACUUAGGUUUGACAAUCAACACUUACACAGAAUCCUAUUUUGUUACAUUUCAUUUUUCAAGUAAAAAAAAAGUUUUUCAUACGAAUACUUUCCGUUCCUCUUAUUUGUUUAUUUUAUGAUUUCUUUAUAAAAACAAUAAUAGAACAAUAUCGAUUUAC